AUUACUGCCAAUAACAAAAAUGUUUCUACCGCCAGCAACAUACCGCUAAGUACUCAACGCAUUAUCAAGCAAAGAAAUUUGUGUGUGCAAUUAGAGAGGGAUACAGAGCACCGGAACAAACAACCUUAGAUGAGACAAAUCCAAUGACUUGAACUGUGGUCGGGCUAUUGUUAGUAUUUUUGGCGCUAUGUGAACGAGCGAAAAAAAAACAUUGAUCGAAAACCGUGAUAUUUGUAACAUUGAAAUAGAUUUAAGGUGGAUUUGCGGCAAGUCAAUUAUGAUUUCUUAGAUAUUCGAAACAAUUUGUUAUUUUUUGGGGAUUUGUAUAAAACUUGGCGAUCGUCAGGGUUACAGCAUCAGUUUCACAACAGCAAUUCGAACAACAACAUCUAAACAAAUUAAUUUCCAAAUCCUGAGAAAAAUCAUGGCUUUCAAAUUUGUCAUCUUAUCUGCUCUCUUGGCUGUGGCCAGCGCCGGUUUUAUUGCUUCCAAUCCAACCCAUUAUACCGUUGCUAAUCCUUCGGAGGAUGCUGUGGCUCAAACCCAUGAAAGUGUAGUGCGUUCAUACGAUGGUACCGUAUCACAGUAUUCCAAAUCGGUACAUACCCCCUACUCCAGUGUUCACAAGCAGGAUACCCGCGUAAACAAUAAUGUCUACACCCCCAAAACUGUUACCUAUGCUGCUCCAGCUGUUGCCAAGACCGUUACUUAUGCCGCACCCACUGUAACCAAAACUGUCUAUCACAGUCCUGAGAUUCAUGAACAACAAAAUGACCAUGUUUAUGCUGCUCCUGUUCCCACAGCUGCUGUUUACACCCAUUCUGCCCCUACUGCUGCUGUUUAUACACAUGCUACACCUGCUGUGGCCACUUAUACCCAUAAUGCUCCAGCUGCUCAUACCGUAUACACUCAUUCGGAACCUGCUCCCACCGCUGCUGUCUAUCAACAUCAUGAGGUUCCAUCAACCGCUGCCACCACCACUUAUAAUCAUGGCCCUGCUACUCACACCACAACCUACAAUCAUGGACCAGCUGCCACAACUUAUAGCCACAAUGGUCAAGGUGUCUCCGCCUAUGGUUCCAGCCAAACUGUUCACUACUCACCUGCCCAUAUGGUUUCCCAUAUGAGUUUUGAUGGUUUCGGUACCCAUUGGGGAUAUUAAGUGACGAAAUUGUGGCCGGAUAUAUUCUGUCAUAAUCAUGUUGUUGUUUUCA
Messenger RNA from Musca domestica (house fly), 1214 nucleotides. Its product is annotated as pupal cuticle protein G1A-like. Bases 425 to 1162 code for a protein of 245 amino acids. Lineage: Eukaryota; Metazoa; Arthropoda; Insecta; Diptera; Muscidae. The record is from RefSeq and is a predicted model, not a curated record. The transcript has a single exon.